GAGGGAAAGUUAUCUGAGGACAAGGACAAUUCAGGAAGUGGGUUGAGAGGACGCCUUACUCUCCGUAAGCCCGACGAGACACCUGUUUGCGCGCAACUAAACAAAGUCAUCCGCUAUUUGCCAAUUUGCAUGUAGCCUACUAAUUUAAGCUAUAACUUUAAAGAUAUGGAAAAAAAUCUAUACUUUUAUUUAGGCUAAAUAAAAACGCGAAACAACGAAUACAACCAUUCUGAAUCCAACCAUGGCAUAGUUCAUUUAGUGGCGUUAACCAUCAAUCUUUACGCCUAUAAGGAGCACUUGAUCUCAUAUAACCAACAUCUCGGAGCGUGCGGAACUGUGCGUGGCGCAUGCAGGAAACCCAUCAUUACCGCCUCUCAGCCACAUUUCGUUUCUUUUUCGGUGGAGGCUUCAAAUUCAGUCACUUGCCGUAGCCUGUCUUCUCAAGAAAAAUAUGGUCUUCAAACGGGAAAUGUUGCCAUGUGGACAGAGGAACAGAUGAACAUUAAAGAGGUAACAGUAAAGAUUAAGGACCCACUGAUGCCAUCAACGUCCAGUCAUGGUCCAAGUCACCACCUCAUAUGUAGACUUGGGGGGGUGUUCUGGCUAGUGACUGUAGUCUAUCUCCUCCUCUACCUGGGAGAGAACAGUAGAUUGGGAGACAGACUAAAUGCUCCUUAUCCAAGUGGGAAAAGUGUGCCCAAGAGUGUUUGUGGUCUUCCAGAGAGGGUGAACCCUCUGGUCCACGUCAAUGGCUCCAGGACUUAUUUAGUCUCAUCGUACAUGGAGCAUCGGUCGAGAUCGCAAAUCCGCACGAUAGCUAUUGUGAAACGUACGGAGGCUGUCAGCUACUCCUGCUUGUUUUGCUGUGAUGAAGAACUCAUCAGGACUAGCAAUGCCGAGCAAGAGAUCCACUCCGACCAUUUUGGAUUUAACUUUGGCGCGGCAGACAUCUUGUGCUCGGUCCCCGAAAAUUGCUUGUCGCCCUCCCAUGUGGCAAUUCACAAGUCGCCUCUCGGGAACCAGAAGCCGUCUAUUCUCCCCAUUCGGAACCAAGAGACGCGUACUGAGUCCUUCCCUUACCAGUUUACCGUCUGUAUCUCCGUGAUGUAUGAUUACACCAACGUCCUGCAGUUGGUGCAGACCCUGGAGAUGUUCCGACUACUGGGGGCCCAGCACGUAGCUAUCUACAAAUCCAGCUGCAACACAGCCACGCAGAGAGUACUGGAUUAUUACAUCAAGGAAGGCUUUGUCGAGAUCAUUCCCUGGCCCAUAACGCAGUAUAUCAAUGUGUCGCGAGGGUGGCAGCCAUCCGUGUCUCCAGGAGAGCUGCAUUACUUUGGACAAAUUGCUGCGCUGAACGACUGCGUUUACCGUUUCAUGUACCAAACACGGUACGUGGUGCUGCAGGACUUGGACGAGGUUAUUGUGCCGGUCAAGGUAAACAGCUGGACGGAACUGCUGCCUGUGUUAGAACAGAAGCACGGCAGUCAAACUAGCUUUGAGUUUCAGAACCAUGUGUUCCGGAACACGGUGGGCGGGAGGAACGCGGCAGAGCGGCCGAGGGAGUGGCAGGGCAUCUCUGGCGUGGACAUCUUGGAUCACAUCUGGCGCGAGCCGAACUACCCCAACGUGUUCAAUAACUUCAAGGUGAUCGUUGAUCCCCGAACGGUCUACCGCACGACGGUGCAUGGCCUCCUGUCAUCUGACAGCAGAGGGGUCCGUGUUGAUGCUGACGUGGCCAGGAUGUACCACAUCAGAGCUCCCUGGCAGCAGGACGUCACCAGGGAGGAACUUAUAAAGGACGAGCGCCUUUGGGAUUAUGCCCCUCGUCUCAUCCCCGCCGUUUCACAUGUGUUAAAUAAGACCUCUACAAAAUAGUGUGCCGUAAUACUAUAUGAUGUCAUCUAGCGGCUGUAUUGGUUUUUACAUAUCCAUUAUGUUGUCAGGUAAAUAAAUCUUUUGUCAGGUAAAUAAA
Messenger RNA from Sardina pilchardus (European sardine), 1975 nucleotides. RefSeq lists its product as uncharacterized. The transcript has 2 exons. Gene Ontology annotation, cellular component: cytoplasm. Lineage: Eukaryota; Metazoa; Chordata; Actinopteri; Clupeiformes; Clupeidae. Bases 478 to 1878 code for a protein of 466 amino acids. Gene Ontology annotation, molecular function: glycosyltransferase activity. The record is from RefSeq and is a predicted model, not a curated record.